GGUUGAAGUUUCUUACAGCUCUGUGGGUUUAUCUAUAAUUAAAUGAUUCUCUUUUCAAGCUUAAAUUUUUAUAAUGAUGAUUGCUACAUUCCAAUUAUUUGAUUAAAUUGUUUGUUUUAGAACAGGUCUUUUAUUUUGUCCUCAGUCUAUUUCUCCCAUUACAUAUCAAUUAAAGAGAGUCUUCACUUGUGUUUCAUUAAAUUAUUAUACAAUGUCCACUGUAAUGAAAAUGGAAACAUGCCGGUCAAAUGAAAGUGCAAUAUAAGUGGAAACAUGCUGGUCUAUUGACUAUAUGUUGACCAUAUAGUAGAAAGCAAAAUUUGUUCUCAGCUGUAAUUAUUCUUCUAUGGGAACUUGCUUCUCAUAGAUCAAAUAAAAUUUCCGAAGACCCCAUAUAAUUUUGUACUAUUUGGUGCAUUUAAAGAGGAGAAAGAAAUGCUUUUUUUUUUCAAUUUGCCUAAAUUGCAUUUAAAAAUAUACCUUUCUUUUGCUUUCGGCACAGGCCAAUUUUUAGAGGCUGAAAUAUUAAAGAGUUGAUUACUUAAAUUUCGUUCUAAAAUCUUUUUCAUAUCACUUGCAAAUAGAGAAAAUAUAGCGCCCCCCCCAAAAAAACUUUAAUUUUUAAAGGCAUCUCGCACAAAUGAUUACAAUGUUUUUGUUUUAUUUAUCAUUCACUAUGAGAUCUGUAUAAAGUGAUAAACCAAUGAAUUAUUUUUAUAUGUAUAUGUUUCCAAUUAUUUGCCUACCGGUAUUUAUUAAAAAAUAAUGUUUGUGUUGUUAUUUGACAAUUGUUUCACAGAAUUACGUCGUCGGUUGACAUCUACCUAUACCCAUGGAUUAUCUCCAUCACCUUCACAACCUUGAAUUGCUAAGAGAGCUACCUUUGCCAAGACCACGUCGUGGGCUACGGGAUGCUAGAAAUCCAUCGGAAUCGUACGAGGAUGGGCCAUUUCAAGAUCGGUAUCGAAUGUCAAAAGAAACCGUCAUUUACAUCAUCAACAUGCUGGAAGCCGAAUUGAAGAGGGACACACAGAGGAAUGAUCCACUUCCCGUUUAUUUGCAGGUGUUGACGGCUCUCCGUUUUCAUGCAGUGGGAUCAUUUCAAAAGAUGCAUGGUGAUGAGGCAGCAAUAUCACAGUCAUCAAUGUGUCGAAUCAUCAAAGAUGUGUCAGAAGCUAUAGCAAGAAGGAAAAGGCAAUACAUGAAGUUUCCUUCGACAAGAGAAGAAGUUGAAGCAACUCAGCGACAGUUCUUCCAGUACUGCAGAUUUCCAGGAGUGAUAGGUGCAAUUGAUGGGACACAUGUCUACAUCAGGAGCCCUGGUGGGGAUCAGGCAAUAUACUUCCUCAACAGGAAGAAUAGAUACUCGAUCAAUGUUCAGGUUAGAUUAAUUAUACCCUUUCUUAGGCCCUUUUCACAAUUAGUGCUGAGACUGCUUGCAACCUUUGUGAUUGUGUGCGACAUAUAUUGUGAUCAAAUGAUUGCAAUUGCUAAUACAAGCAAAUGUGAAAGCCACUUAAAUUACUAUAACUAGAACAAUGUACUAUUU
Molecule: messenger RNA, 1549 nt
Organism: Lytechinus pictus (painted urchin)
Lineage: Eukaryota; Metazoa; Echinodermata; Echinoidea; Temnopleuroida; Toxopneustidae
Product: putative nuclease HARBI1
Exons: 3
Coding region: 833-1534 (233 amino acids)
Source: RefSeq, a predicted model, not a curated record